AUGCUUCGCCGAGUUGGCGCGAGGUUGCUGUGCAGCGUCACGCUGGCCAACGGCACGGUCUUGAAAGGCGACCUCAAUCCACUACACAAGGAUCUUCUCCUACGCGGCAUCGCCAUCUUACCGGAUGGGCGGGUCUACAGCGGGUCCUACGACGCGCAGGCGGGCUUCCCGCUGGCCGGCAGCCAGUUAGAAGAAGACGGUGACCUGUACAGAGGUGAGUUCAAUGCGGCGUGGCAGCGAGAGGGCAAGGGGGAGGCCUGGCUCGCAGACGGUACGCAUUACAAGGGCACCUUCAAGGAGGACGCGCUUUGCGAAGGCGUGGUGCGCAUCCCCAACGGAACGACGGAGGUGGUGUUUGAGGGGACGCUGCGGGAUGAGUCCUUUGUAGAGGGGCGACUUACGCAGAGCGACUUUGUGUACGAGGGCGAGUUCGCGGACAACAAACCCCACGGCAAAGGCAAACUCGUCUUCUCCACUGGCGCGGAGCAGGAGGGAACGUUUUUCAAUGGCAAGCUGCACGGGACUGAGUGCAAGAUGAAGCUGGAAGGCGGCUUUGUGUACGUGGGCGACUUCAUGGAUGGCCAGAUCCGCCGCGGUACCCUCUACACCCCCACGUACACAUACGAAGGCGACUUUAACGAGCACGGUCGGGCACACGGCGAAGGUGCGCAGACGUACCUUAUUAACGAACCGCGUCUGAUCUUUACCGGUGUGUGGAGCAACGGUGCGCUGGUGCGUGGCGUCUGCCACGACGAGUACGGCUGCGUGGUGGAUUGGCAGAACAACGGUGAACUGCAAGCGAAGGUGCUGGGUGGUCCGACAGGCGAUGGGGAGCAGAGCAUGGCGGUGAAUAGCUACUGCGGCGCGAGGUUGAAGGAGGCGGAUCAGAUGCACCGCGACAUGCAGCGCAGCUACGUCGAGGACGCGGAGACGGUGGCGAGGUCGAUCGGCCGCUACCCGACUAAGUUGGACCUCGGAUAUGAGGGUAGCAUCUCGUACGAGAAUGAGGCGGUGCUGCAGGCACAGCGCAAGCAGAUGGACGGCAUGGAAUCGUCGAAGGAGAAGCUGUCGGAGCGGGUGAAAGGCUUCGCCGACGUCGCGGCUGGAGUGAAGGGCACCAUUGUGGGUGAGAUCAACGAGAACAUGGCGAAGAUUCAAUUUACGCGCCAGAUCGGUGCCGAACAGCUGUCCUCGGAGCGCAUUGAUGAACAGUUUGAGCGCUUCAUGAAGGACUUCGACAAACCGACGGUGAACUCUGGCGUGCCGGCGUCGAGUGAGAAAAGACUGAACAUCGACGGCAACGCGCCGUGGAAGAGCUUCACGCCGCCUAAGUGA
This is a messenger RNA of Leptomonas pyrrhocoris, 1335 nucleotides long. RefSeq lists its product as hypothetical. Bases 1 to 1335 code for a protein of 444 amino acids. The record is from RefSeq and is a predicted model, not a curated record. The transcript has a single exon. NCBI's taxonomy places the organism in Eukaryota, Euglenozoa, Kinetoplastea, Trypanosomatida, Trypanosomatidae.